Frankliniella occidentalis (western flower thrips) is the source of this 1186-nucleotide messenger RNA. Its product is annotated as cytochrome P450 4c21-like. NCBI's taxonomy places the organism in Eukaryota, Metazoa, Arthropoda, Insecta, Thysanoptera, Thripidae. The record is from RefSeq and is a predicted model, not a curated record. The transcript has a single exon. The annotation marks the transcript as partial. Gene Ontology annotation, molecular function: oxidoreductase activity, acting on paired donors, with incorporation or reduction of molecular oxygen; heme binding; iron ion binding.
GUCACCAACUAGGUGAACCGGUAUCGGCGUUGCAUAGUGUAUUGCGACUAACGGAGGAAGAAGAACAGCGGGUAGAACAUAAACGUAACAGAUUGGUCGAGAGCUUCCCGCCCGGUAGUGGGGGUAGGGGCUCGGCCAAUCAGGAACCUUUAUGUUCUACCCGCUAUUCUUUUUCCUUCGUUAGUCGAAAUACACUAUUGACUCGCCCAACCAACCGGCUUCCACUAAAAUUUCCCAGAUUAGCAAAAACCAUAUCAAAAGACAAACACAAUUUAAUCGUGGUUCUCACGCUGUAUAUGCGCCCAACCUGCUGUAUGCCAUAUUCAAAUAAUUCUUGUGUCCCCGGCUCCUUCAGUUCUUUUCCGACUUGCGUCGAGUCAGGACCAAAAGCGCACACACGUAUAUAGCCAGGGCUGUCCUGACAGUCCCCGUCGCCGCGAUGGACGUCGUUUUGGUGUUCGCGGUAAUGCUGGUGGUGUGGCGGCUGGCGCUCGCGCUGCCCAGCUACUGGAGCAGCUGCUGGAGGUUUCGGCGCCUCGAGCUGGCCAUCCCCGGGCCGCCCUCCUUGCCGCUCGUCGGCAAUCUACUCGACCUGGCGCUCGUGGCCGACGAGGGCCGCCUGCGGGCUGUGCUGGAGUGGUGGGGCGGUCGCCACGACCAGUUGUCCAGGAUCACCCUCGGCACCAAGCUGCUCGUGCUGGUCAGCGACCCGGACCACGUGGCCGUCGUGCUCAAGGACCCGCGCUUCGCGGAGAAGCCCGCCUUCUUCUACGGCUUCCUCGAGAGCGUGAGCGGGCGCGGCGUGCUCACCGCCAACGGCCGGCACUGGAAGCGGCACCGCGCCGCCAUGCUGCCCGCCUUCCACCACAGCGUCGUGGACGCGUACACGGCCGUGUACGCGGAGGAGGCGGCUGAGCUGGUGGCCGGGCUGCGGGGCCUGCGCGGCCGCGGCGCGGGGACGGGCGCGAAGCUGAGGGACCUGCUGACGCGCACCCUGGCCCGCGCCUCCGUGCGCACCAUCCUGGAGUCCGAUGUGCUGCCGGAGGACGAGCCCUACCUGGAGCAGAUCGUGCGCAACGUUGGUCGGUGCCUCAUGGACGUGAGCGUGCGCACCUUGAGGCCCUGGCUGUGGCCGGACGCCGUGUUCGCGCUGUCUUCUGGCGGCCGGCGGAUCGCCAGCUUCAAC